AUAAUAAUUGUUCAGAUGAAGAUGUUAAAUCUGAGCAAGAGAGCGAGCAAUGGGUGAUAUUAUUGAUUGUCCAGCCUACUUUGGUAAUAUGUCCGAAUUUAUCAGAUUCAAUGAGUAAUCAUAGAGAAAUUCUUAUUUUAUCAAUAUUUUUCUGCAGAGCAGAGCACUUCAUGCCUAUCUGUCUAUUGUAA
Messenger RNA from Diversispora eburnea, 191 nucleotides. Lineage: Eukaryota; Fungi; Glomeromycota; Glomeromycetes; Diversisporales; Diversisporaceae. The record is from the annotation of a GenBank genome assembly.